CUUACUCCCCCUGCUGAGUAGGCCUACUAUUCGAAACGAAGGGUAUGUAAAUUAACUUGGCUGCAGUGACGUAAUUUGAACAAAAUGGAUUUACUGUCUGUAAUUGCAAAUAUGUCAGGACUUCUUGGUCAAGCACAGAGUGCCCUUUCUUCUACAAAUAUAAAUAUACUGGAACAUUGGCAUAUUAGACUUGAAAAUAUGAACAUUUUGUUCAGUGUUCUUUUGAGAAGGUUAGAAGAGGCAAAUAUUUCACAAGAUAUUGUUACACCACUUACAGGUCUGUCAUCGGAAAUAAACCAUCUUUUUGUUUCUUAUGAUGAGAGAAUCAAUCAUGUGAUUUUUAAUCCUAGAGGUUAUUCAACUCAUACCCACCAGACUGAAGAAACUUCUGUAGGAAGGCCAAGAGUUGUAAUUAGGAGAGAGGACAUUCAACAAUAUUUUGAGAUAUUUCGUAGUUGGAAAAUUGUAGCAUAUCAUCUUGGGAUUUCUGUGGAUACACUACGCAGAAGACGUAGAGAAUAUGAUUUGCCUGUUUCCCAACCAAACUUCACUAGAAAUUGGUAUUCUGAAAUUUCAAUGGAUGAACUUUGCAAUGAAAUCCGACUAAUACUGAAUGUGUUGCCUGAUGCUGGGGAAACAUUCGUUAUUGGCGGACUAAGAAGAAGAGGUAUUCAUGUACAAAGGUAUCGCAUUCGUGAUGCGAUAAUGGAAGUUGACCCUGUCAAUAGAUCGUUAAGGAGAGCCAGAUCUGUUAUAAGGAGGAUGUACAAUGUUGCAAGUCCAAAUAGCUUGUGGCAUAUUGAUGGCCACCAUAAAUUGAUACGUUGGAAUUUUGUGGUCUUUGGAGGAAUUGAUGGGUAUUCCCGCAAAAUCGUAUACCUGAAAUGUUACACUAACAAUAGAGCAGACAGUGUUUUAAAGCUCUUUGAAGAAGCUGUUCAGAAACAUGGCCUACCAUUACGAGUUAGAUCUGAUAAGGGAGGAGAGAACGUUCUUGUGGCUCAAUUUAUGCUGUGUAAUCGAGGUUUGAAUCGUGGGAGCAUGAUAACAGGUUCAUCAGUUCACAAUCAGAGGAUCGAACGAUUGUGGCUAGAUGUAAAAAAUACUGUAGUCAAACAAUUCCGAGGCAUAUUCUAUUACAUGGAACAUUUGGGAGUACUUGAUCCAUUGUAUGAAAUACAUUUAUACUGUCUUCAUUCAGUCUUCUUGAAUGUCAUUAAUAAUGCAUUGUCAGAGAUGGCAGGUAAUUGGAAUGACCAUCCUAUGAGCAGUGAGCAUAACCUUUCACCAAAUCAACUUUGGCACAUAGGAUUAAGUAACUAUGCAGUUAGUAACCCAGAUGAAUUCAAUGAAAUGAUUAAUUACAGUUAUGGAAUUGAUGAGGAUGGUCCCCAAGUUAUAGGUGAUGAUGAUGAAAUUGUUGUACCGUAUAUACAAUUGCCAUUGAGUGAAGCUCAAGAAAACUAUAUACAAGAGUAUGCAUCAACUUCUAAUAUUAUAGAUACAGACCAAUGUGUAGAAGUUUACUGCAAUUUAGUUACAAUAGUGGAAAGAAUGUUGCAUCCAUGAGUUAUGUCUAAAUAUGUAGGGAUUUCUGACAGCUGCAAUAAAUAAGAACCUUCAAAACAUGGUUUCUCUUUUUUUUUUUUAUUCAACUACCAAGCCAACCUUAGUUGAUACAAACCUUCUCUAAGGGGUCAUUCAACAUUAUCAACAAUUUCACAAGUGUACAAACAGUAUGCUAGGGGGAGGGGUAGACAGAAUUUGAACAAAAUGGAUUUACUGCCUAUACAAUUGCAAGGAUGUCAGGACUUCUCGGUCAAGCACAGAUACAAACAUAAAUAUACUGGAACAUUGGCAUAUUAGACUUGCAAAUAUGAACAUUUUAUAAUAUUCAGUGUUAUUUUUAGAAGGAUAGAAGAGGCAAAUGUUUCACAAGAUAUUCUUACACCACCUUUUUGUUUCUUGUGUUGAGAGAAUCAGUUCUGUGAUUUCUAAUCCUAGAAGGAAGUGGAUACCGAAAAAGAGUACUAUUGGUACACUUGUGAAAAUGUUGAUAAUUGUGAACGACCCCUAAACUACAUAAACUGUAACAAAAACUAUUCACUAUUUUAAUAUUAUGCCUUGAACAAUGAAAUGCAGUUGUAAAAAUGAAUUUGCAUACUGUAUUUCUGAAACAUGCUAGAAGCAGAAAAAGAUUUUAAAACAGAUAAAAAAGAAUCUUUUACUAAAUUCUAAUGUAAAAAUUACGGUUACACCAGUCUUAUGAAUUUCUAAUUCUGAUUGCAUGAUUGAUUGUAAUUGCAUGUGAGGAUUAGAUUAACAAAUAACAUCCAGUUAAAUUAAAUAGUGUGUAACUUGCUGUUCAACACUGCAAAACUUCAAGGCCCACAAAACUAGUUUCCAAAAAUAAAUAUUAAUUUUUUAAUAAUUUAUAUUAAUACAAUACACCAAAUGCCCUUGAAAAGUACAUAUAGAGUUGUCAUUUUACAUUUCACUAUAUAAUAUAUUUAUAUGGCAUUUGAUUUGAUACUGCUACAAUAUUGUACAACAUGCACUGCAAUACAGUACUGUUUUCUUAUUAGCAAGAAGUAUGUGGUAUCAUAUGCAAACAACCAUAAACUGUUUAUUAUUAGCAAGAAGUAUGUGGUAUCAUUUGCAAACAACCAUAAACUGUUUAUUUCUUGCUUGCGCUAUAUACUGUACCAUAAAAAUACAAAGGAAGAAAUAUUUACCAUUAAACAUGCAAAAUUUGUUGAAAGGUGGCAAGAGACUUUUUUUUAUGUCUCUUGCCAAUUUUAGCUUUUGAAAUUGGGGCCGAAGGUGAUAAUCACAUUUAAUCAACAAAUCAAUCAUAUUCAGCAACCACUGACUUUAGAGAUCAUUAACAAAAUUGUAACAGGAAAAAUUCACUAUUGUGCCUUGAACAAUAGAAAAUUAUUAGAAUACAUCAUCUUAAUAUCCUUACAAAUAACCAUCCUAUUACAGUAUAUUACUUUCACAGUACAGUAUACUUUUAUAAACACAUGGCAUCAUCACAUGAAUCAAUACUUGAAAAGGAAAUUAAAAUACUGUACUGCAAUACAGUACUGUAAUAUAAAAAAAGGAUUGAAAUUUUUUUUUUCUAAAACACUGGAAACAGAACAAUUUUUUAACAAAAUGAUAUAAAAAAAAUGUAAUGUACAGUAAAAGGCAUUUGCAACAUCUUUGUAACUAUAACAACCAGAUAACAAUCUAGGGCUCUAUUAUAUACAUCAUACACUGUUGCUACACCAGUCUACCUACUGUCUGUGUUAGUGUGUAACAGUGCUGUUCAGCACUGCAAAAGUUGGGCCCACAAAGUUUUCAAAAUUAAAUAUUAAUGGUUAUAAAAUAAAUAUACUUGCUUCUUUUUAAAU
Messenger RNA from Anneissia japonica, 3398 nucleotides. RefSeq lists its product as uncharacterized. The coding region runs from base 85 to 1569 and encodes 494 amino acids. The transcript has 3 exons. The record is from RefSeq and is a predicted model, not a curated record. NCBI's taxonomy places the organism in Eukaryota, Metazoa, Echinodermata, Crinoidea, Comatulida, Comatulidae. Gene Ontology annotation, molecular function: nucleic acid binding. Gene Ontology annotation, biological process: DNA integration.